This is a messenger RNA of Ictidomys tridecemlineatus (thirteen-lined ground squirrel), 6356 nucleotides long. It is a transcript of the gene Ccnt2, whose product is annotated as cyclin T2. The record is from RefSeq and is a predicted model, not a curated record. Gene Ontology annotation, molecular function: cyclin-dependent protein serine/threonine kinase regulator activity. Gene Ontology annotation, biological process: regulation of transcription by RNA polymerase II. NCBI's taxonomy places the organism in Eukaryota, Metazoa, Chordata, Mammalia, Rodentia, Sciuridae.
AGGGAGCGGGCGGAGGAGGAAGUGUCAUGGCGUCGGGCCGUGGAGGUUCUUCUCGCUGGUUCUUUACUCGGGAACAGCUGGAAAACACGCCGAGCCGCCGCUGCGGAGUGGAGGCUGAUAAAGAACUCUCGUACCGCCAGCAGGCGGCCAACCUCAUCCAGGACAUGGGACAGCGUCUCAAUGUCUCUCAGCUUACUAUAAACACUGCGAUUGUUUAUAUGCACAGGUUUUAUAUGCACCAUUCUUUCACCAAAUUCAGUAGAAAUAUAAUAUCACCUACUGCAUUAUUUUUGGCUGCAAAAGUGGAAGAACAAGCUCGAAAACUUGAACAUGUUAUCAAAGUAGCACAUGCUUGUCUUCAUCCUCUUGAGCCACUGCUGGAUACAAAAUGUGAUGCUUACCUUCAGCAGACUCAAGAACUGGUUUUACUUGAAACCAUAAUGCUACAAACACUAGGUUUUGAGAUCACCAUUGAACACCCACACACAGAUGUGGUGAAAUGUACCCAGUUAGUAAGAGCAAGCAAGGAUUUGGCACAGACAUCCUAUUUCAUGGCUACCAACAGUCUACAUCUUACGACCUUCUGUCUUCAGUACAAACCAACAGUGAUAGCAUGUGUAUGCAUUCAUUUGGCUUGCAAAUGGUCCAAUUGGGAGAUUCCUGUGUCAACAGAUGGAAAGCAUUGGUGGGAAUAUGUGGAUCCUACAGUUACUCUAGAAUUACUAGAUGAGCUAACACAUGAGUUUCUACAAAUAUUGGAGAAAACACCUAGUAGGUUGAAGAGGAUUCGAAACUGGAGGGCUAAUCAGGCGGCUAAGAAACCAAAAGUAGAUGGACAAGUUUCAGAGACACCACUUCUUGGCUCAUCUUUGGUCCAGAAUUCAAUAUUAGUAGAUAGUGUCACAGGUGUGCCUACAAACCCAAGUUUUCAGAAACCAUCUACGUCAGCAUUCCCUGCACCGGUACCUCUAAAUUCAGGAAAUUUAUCUGUUCAGGACAGCCAUACAUCUGAUAAUCUGUCAGUGCUAGCAUCAGGAAUGCCCAGUACCUCAUAUGGUUUGUCAUCACACCAAGAAUGGCCUCAGCAUCAAGAAUCGACAAGGACAGAACCGAUUUAUUCACAGAAACAGGAGACAUCUUUGUCUGGUAGCCAAUACAACAUCAACUUCCAGCAGGGACCUUCAAUAUCACUGCAUUCAGGAUUACAUCAUAGAACUGACAAAAUUUCUGAUCAUUCUUCUGUUAAGCAAGAAUAUGUUCAUAAAGCAGGGAGCAGUAAACACCAUGGGCCUAUUUCUGCUACUCCUGGAGUAAUUCCUCAGAAAAUGUCUUUAGAUAAAUAUAGAGAAAAACGCAAGCUAGAAACUCUAGAUCUUGAUGUAAGGGAUCAUUAUAUAGCUGCCCAGGUAGAGCAGCAACACAAACACAUGCAGUCACAGGCAGCCAGCAGUUCUGUAACUUCUCCUAUUAAAAUGAAAAUUCCCAUCACAAAUACUGAAAAACCUGAAAAAUUCAUAGGAGAGAAAAAGGAAAAAAGUGGAUCACUAAAAUUACGGAUUCCAAUACCACCCACUGAUAAAGGCACUAGUAAGGAAGAACUGAAGAUGAAGAUAAAAGUUUCAUCCUCAGAAAGACACAGCUCUUCUGAUGAAGGCAGUGGGAAGAGCAAACAUUCAAGCCCACAUAUUGGCAGAGACCAUAAGGAAAAGCACAAGGAGCAUCCUGCAAACCGUCACCAUGCAAGCAGUCACAAGCAUUCCCACUUACAUAGUGGCAGCAGCAGCAGCAGCAGUGGCAGUAAACACAGUGCUGAUGGAAUACCACCCACUGUUUUGAGGAGUCCUGUUGGCCUGAGCAGUGAUGGCAUUUCCUCUAGUUCCAGUUCUUCAAGGAAGAAGCUGCAUAUCAAUGAUGCCUCUCACAACCAUCACUCCAAAAUGAGCAAAAGUUCCAAAAGUUCAGGUAGUUCAUCUAGUUCUUCCUCCUCUGUUAAGCAGUAUAUAUCCUCUCACAACUCUGUUUUUAACCAUCCCUUACCCCCUCCUCCCCCUGUCACAUACCAGGUGGGCUACGGACAUCUCAGCACCCUCGUGAAACUGGACAAGAAGCCAGUGGAGACCAACGGUCCUGAUGCCAAUCACGAGUACAGUACAAACAGCCAGCAUAUGGACUACAAAGACACAUUCGACAUGCUGGACUCGCUGUUAAGUGCCCAAGGAAUGAACAUGUAAUCAUUUGUUUAGGUCAAUUUUUCCUUUACUUUUUUAAUUUAAAAAUAGUUAAAGUGGAAAACUUCCUCCUGAUCUAGCAGUGGUAACACCUGCUGUUGCUGCCACUGCUUCAAUAUUUGUAAGUGCUGCUUUAUUCUUCAUUCUGAAAAGAAGAGAUUAUAGUAAACAAGUCUUUAUCUCCACAUAUGAUAGUGUUUAUAAAUACUGUAAAAGCAUGGAAGGUGCAAAACUCAGUAUUUCUACAAUUGCAGCUAAGAACAUUAGGAUGAAUGGCUGGCUGCUUCUAGGAAUAUAAGAUGCCUCAAGCAUCCAUUAUUUAUAAUUUGAAUACUGUAGCUAUUUUUUUGUUGCUUGGCUUUUGAAUGAGUGUAAAUUGUUUUCUUUUGUGUAUUUAUACUGUAUGUAUGAUUUGCAUGUUUCAAUGAUAAAGGGAUAAAACAGUAUGCUGACAACUGUUUACAAGAAAGUGGAGAAAAAUGUACAUACAUUUUUGUAUGUUUAGAUAUUACCAUAAAUACUCAGGAUUGGAGCUGCUUGUAAGUAUAACAAUAUACAGAAUAACUUUAUUUUCUCUUGUCAGAGUCCAUCACUAACCUAAAACAAAGGUGGCACUUUUUCAUGUUAACCUUAAACUCUAGGCCUUACUGGAAGCCAUUAGAGGGGGACACUUCACUACCGGAUGGGUAUGCAGUGCCACAGAUGGUCUACACUGUGAGGCACUCAAUUUUUGCCUUCAGAGGUUCUGACCAGAUUGGCUGCUGAAAUAACCCCUAAUUUUCUGAAGGCUUGAAGAGGAAAAAAUAAAGUUUACAUACUCUUGAUGUGAAGUGCAUUUAAGUGUUUGUUGGCUUGUUGCAGUACUACAAAACAGCUAUUAAUAAUGGAUAUGUGGAUUACUGUGAUUUGAAAACUAAAUUCACAAAAACUUACCUAGUGAAGAAGUUUUUCCUUAAAGAACUUUUAACACUACAUAUUUUAACAGUAAACAAGGAUCACUUUUCCUUUAGCAUUCAGAAUGACACCAUAUUCUUAAAUAUACUCCUCCCCUGAAGUGUGUCUGUGUGUGAUGCCAUAUUUUUUUCAGGUAAAUGCAGUCUUCCUUAUAAAAAUGAAAUGAAACCUAUGCUCUCUUAAUUAUUUUAUAUUCUAACAAUAAAAAGAUCACUGACUGUGCAUUGUACCUGUACUUAUAGCUUAUGAUUGUUAUCAGAAAGUUCUGUAAGAAAAAGAAAAAAAACUUCAGUCUCCAGUCAAACCACUCUAGUGGAGGUUUUAUAUUUGUUUGCACAUCUCAGUAUAUUCCUGUUGAGGUAAAGUUUGCACAGUCAUCUGACUCCUGAUUGAAUAAUAGACUUUAACAUGGUUAAAUUUUGUCUUAAAACACCAGUAGUAUGGCUCUUGUUUAUUGGCUAAUCUUGAAUUUAUUCUGUGGUAUACCUUCGAGCUGUUUAGUAUCUUUGAGAUGGGUUGGAUUCAACUUCUGUUGAACGGAAAACUGUCUUAAUUUUUCCUCUGUGUAUAUGAAUUAUUUUUGUUACAAAGCCACUGAUAUGUGCACAAUUGUAAUUUUACUCAAAAAUCUUGUGGUUGUAAAUAUUAAGAGUUUAAUCUUGUGCUCUACUUUUAUUUAGCAGUUACCUUAUUUGCCAGUAGCUUAUAAUUUUUUUAAGAUAAUUGUUAAUUAUUUUUGUCAAUGUUAUUUGAACUUGGGAAACUAGCAGCCUCUUUGUAGGGACUUUGCCUAGCUAGCAUGUCCACAUUUGUUAUUGUCUUGCAUAACUUUAGUAAUCUUUGUCAUUAUAUGUAACUUUGUUGCUCUGUAUGGCAUAAUAUUGUAUCCAUAAACAUGGUAAUUUUGAUACAGUUAUACUUUUACAGUGGUACAUAAUCCAAGGACUAGUAUAGAAUUAAGCUGAGUGCAAGAUGAGGGAGGGAAGGGUUUUUGUUCUUGGUAAUUUUAGAUGUGAAACCUCUACAGAGCUAUCAUGUGAAAUGACAUAGGGUGGUUGUGCUACUGUAUAAUUGGGGAUAAAACCAGGAAUUUUAAUAAGAUUUUGUAAAGAAUAUCCAGAAGAGUAGUGAAUUUAUUUUCAGUAUAGCAUAGGAAACAAUGUGAAUAUUUAAGGUCUGUGACUGUAGUUAAACUUCACUAAGAAUUUGCAGAAUUGUUUUGAGAUGUGGGAAUAAAGGUAAUUUUGUUGAAUCUUUAUUGGUGCUAAUGAUGGACAGUUAAAAAGAUAGCUAGUGUAUAUUGUUAUGGGUCAGUACUUAUUAGUACUUCCAAAAUUGAAUUUGAAAUGCUAUGUAUUUACUUUUCACUCUGUAAAUGUAAUUCUUUACAAUGACUUUAUUUAUUAAAGGGCAGCCGGUUGUGAUUUUUACAGGAUCGUGUGAGCUAUUGAAACUCUUUAACCUCUGAACAGGAUAUUAAGCUUCCAGAACCACAAUGGGGAUAAAUGUGGAAAUCUUUUUAAGUUUAUUUCCAUUAAACAAAAAUCUUAUAAUUCAUAUUAUUGUGAAUUUGCUUUAACCAAAUUGUUUGCAUAAAAUAGUUCAUCUGCCUGGUCCCAUUAGGCUCUACCAAAGAAAAAGACUCAGACAAAUGGACAUUAAUACCAUGAGUCUUCUUGUAAGUAGCCAUAAAUAAACCAAAAUAGUAUCAGAUUUAGGUAUGAAUUCCACAUGUGCAAAGUACUGUUAAGGUGAUACGUUUUUUAUGAAAUUUUUAAAAAUAUUUGAAAUAUUAAAAAGCAUUAUCUUCAAACAUCUUAUAUAAGAGUGAUUCAUUUUUAAGUUGUGUUUUCCCCAGAUCACAGAUUUGUUACCUUUAUACAAAAGCACAUUACAAACAAAAGCUUUACUUCUACCUCUGACCCAGUUUUCCAAUAUUGUUCUGUGCCCCCAUGAAUAUUUGCCUUAGCUACUCUAUGGUGUUUUCAGAACCAAAGCAAAGGAAUAUUUGUUCAUAUUCAGGAGUGUCUGACAUACUCUUUAGGUAGGUCAAUAACAUCUCAGAGGCCUACAUUAUAAAAUCACUGGUAAUACUCAUUAGUGAUUGAGACCUUGCAGAGUCUCUGAGUUGCCUGUAUUUAAAUCCUGAAAAGUAAUGGCAUUUGUCCUAGGUUUUCUUUUUGAAAGCAUUUGCAACAUGUGUGAAUUAGUUCAGGUUAUUCACAGUUGUUGAAAGAAAAUUUCUACAGGAUGUAUGUUUUUUUGGAUGUCAUUAGGGGAUGCUUAUGUUACUUUGUACCAACAGAUUUUAAUAAUAUAGGAUUCCUUAUCUUUGGGACCUGUCUAUCUUCUUUGAAUUAAAGAAGUUACUUAUUGAGGUCCACUUUAGAUAACCAGAGUGAGAUGUUUUUGUUAGUUAACAAAUACCUUGCCUUAAAAGGUUUCAAGCACAUUUUCAUUUAUAUUUGAGAAUUUAAAUUGCUGGUAUUUAUUCCUUAACCAACUUUAGAAAUAAACCAUUGCUUAUAAGUUGUGAAUAUUAUUAUACAAUACAUAUUCUUAGAGAUUUUAGUGGUUUUCAUUUUUGGAAAUACUUUUUAUUUUUUCAAACAUGGUAACUUGUAAAGGAAGACAGUUAUGUUCAUUAGAUUUUACUGUUCCCAGUUUUAUCUUAAUGAAAAGCAAUAUUUCUCACCUAUUGUGCUUAACUUGCUAUGUGAUUUUUAGGGUUUUUUUUUUUGCUAAGCAAUUUUUGAAAAUUCUUGUUAUAAAGGAUCCUUGACUUAGUAUUUCUCUUGAUUUAGCAGUUUCUCCCUCGGCCGACUUCCUUGGGAGACAGUAGGAAUUCACUAACCAAAUUUACACAGAUGAAGGAUCAGCAACCCUCUGGGGCAACUUGAAGUUACAGCUUAAGUUUUAUGUGCCCAUAUAUUUAAGAGAGGCUGGUUUUUAAACACUGGAAAAGCACAUUAUGCCCCUGUCCUCCUAGGCUACUGUUACGAUACUAGUAUGUUAAUUUGAGAAUUUGCGGAUACAUUUAUAUCUAAAGUUGAAGGACAAUUUGAUUGUUAUAAGUUCACAGAUGUAAGCCAAGCCAGAAGUUUGCUUGUUUUAUAAGAAGUUUGCCUGAAACAUGUAUCUUUACAAUUGAAGUAAAGUUGCCAGUGCUCACUA